AUGUCAGCAGGACUUGGAAAAUGCAGCAAAAUCCGCCACAUUGUACGCCUCCGCCAAAUGCUACGCCGCUGGCGGAACAAGGCGCGAAUGUCCGCCGGCCGCAUCCCCUCCGAUGUGCCUGCCGGACACGUGGCGGUCUGCGUCGGAACCAGCUGCCGGAGGUUCGUUGUGCGGGCGACGUAUCUGAACCACCCCGUGUUUAAGAAGCUCCUGAUCCAGGCAGAGGAGGAGUACGGGUUUUCCAAUCAAGGCCCCUUGGCAAUUCCGUGCGAGGAAUCCGUGUUCGAGGAAGUCAUCCGGUACAUUUCCCGUUCGGAGUCGGGCCACUCGACCCGAUUCCUCAACACGGACGAUUUUCAGAGAUAUUGCCACAUGGAUGUUGGGGGUAAGUUUGACUUCUGGAAGGAAUCUCGACCGUUGCUCCAAGGGUUUGCCGAGAAAACAAUCUGGUAAAAGGGAUGCUCCAGCUGCUUUAGUAUUGGCGAAACGAAUAAAGGGCAGUGACGUUGGUCCGGUGAUUCUGAUCCGGGUUUUUGACUCAGUCCGAGUUAGCUCUCGCCUCGAGAGAGGAGUCCCCAAAGAUUUGCGAAAUGCGUGGAAGAAGGAUAGAUAAAA
Messenger RNA from Carica papaya (papaya), 615 nucleotides. RefSeq names its product SAUR-like auxin-responsive protein family. Lineage: Eukaryota; Viridiplantae; Streptophyta; Magnoliopsida; Brassicales; Caricaceae. The record is from RefSeq and is a predicted model, not a curated record. Gene Ontology annotation, biological process: response to auxin.